AUGGCGCACGGCACAUGCGGACGUCUGACGCGUUGCUUCCCGGCGCUUCUCCCGGCGGUUCUCUCGGCGCUUCUCCCGGCGCUUCUCCCGGCGCUUCUCCCGGCGCUUCUCACGGCGGUUCUCCCGGCGCUUCUCUCUUUCCAAGAAGCUUUCAAGGAAGAACCGGCGGGGAUGUGGGAGCGAGGGGGGCAGGGGGUGGCGGAGAGGGUGGUGAAGGGCAGCCCCCGCCUGGAUACCCUCUUCCGCCGCCCCCUCUCGCUUCCUACUGACCCGUCCGGAGUCAACGUCAACUUUCCAACACGGCGGGAGAGGGAGCUCAUGGCGACGGCGGGUCUCGCGGGUGUAUGGCGCGUUGGCGCGGUGCGACGCACGGCGCACGGCGGAUCAGAGCGACUUCUAUGUUGGGAGAGGGAGCUCAUGGCGACGGCGGGUCUCGCGGGCGUUUGGCGUGUCCCGCGGAUGUAUGCCGCGACGGCGCGGCGUUUCGGCGGAAAUCACGAGCGCGUUGGCGCGGUUUAUGGUGCGGCGCACGGCGAAUGGCGGAUCAGAGGCGACUACGUUGUUUCCAACACGGCGGGAGAGGGAGCUCACGGCGCCGGCGGGCCUCACGGACGUUUGGCGUGUCCCACGGAUGAAUGGCGCGACGGCGCGGCGUUUCGGAGGGAUUCGCGGGCGUUUGGCGCGCACGGCACACGGCGGAUCAGCGGCGAUUAUAUGGUGGUGACGAUUCCCUCUUCCUCCUUCUCCGUCAUUUUUCAUGGCGCCGCCGGGUCUCGCGGCCGUAUGGCGCGAACGACGCGGCGUUUGGCGGAUAUCACGGGCGUAUGGCGCGUUGGUGCGGUGUAUGGUGCGGCGCACGCCGGCGCAUGGCGGAUCAGAGGCGACUCAGUUGUUUCCAAGAUACGAUCCGCGUUUGGCGGAAAUCGUGGGUGUAUGGCGCGUCGGCGGGGCGUCUCGCGGGAAUCACUGGCGCGUGGCACGACGGCACGGUGUCAGAAGCUUUUCAAGGAAGAACCGGCAGGGUUGUGGGAGCGAGGGGGGCAGGGGGUGGCGGAGAGGGUGGUGAAGGGCAGCCCCCGCCUGGAUACCCUCUUCCGCCGCCCCCUCUCGCUUCCCACUGACCCGUCCGGCGUCAACGUCAACAGAGGCUGGAGCGAGCGCGGUGCGGUAGUGCGACGGCGCGGCGUGUCGGCGGGAAUCGCGGGUGUAUGGCGCGUUGGCGCGGUGCGGCGUACGGCGCACGGCGGAUCAGAGGCGAGCGCGGAGAUAGGAGUGAGCAUGGUGUUGACUUGA
Molecule: messenger RNA, 1293 nt
Organism: Closterium sp. Yama58-4
Lineage: Eukaryota; Viridiplantae; Streptophyta; Zygnematophyceae; Desmidiales; Closteriaceae
Source: the annotation of a GenBank genome assembly